AGAAGCGGCAACGAAACAGAGUAGCGAGGCCAUGGCUUCCCUACCUUUGCUGCUCUGCAUAUUUUGUCUCUGCCUUUGCUUCUUUCCCCUUUACUCAUCUGCUGCUCUGCUCUUUCAGGGUUUCAACUGGGAAUCAAGUAACAAAGGCGGAUGGUACAACUCGCUCAAGAACACCAUUCCCGACCUAGCCAGUGUUGGAAUUUCCCAUGUUUGGCUCCCUCCUCCUUCUCAAUCCGUUUCUCCUCAAGGGUACCUUCCCGGAAGGCUGUACGAUCUGGAUGCAUCAAAAUAUGGUUCCAUGGAGGAAUUGAAGUCACUGAUCGCAGCUUUCCAUGAAAAGGGGAUAAAAUGCUUGGCUGACAUUGUCAUCAACCACAGAACUGCAGAGAGGAAAGACGGAAGAGGAAUUUAUUGCAUCUUCGAAGGUGGCACUCCUGAUUCACGUCUCGAUUGGGGUCCAUCUUUCAUUUGUAAAGACGACACUGCGUAUUCUGACAGCACCGGAAAUCCUGACAGUGGAGAGCCAUACGACGCCGCUCCGGAUAUCGACCAUCUCAACCCUCAAGUUCAGUCGGAGCUUUCAGAUUGGAUGAAUUGGCUGAAGACGGAAGUAGGGUUUGAUGGAUGGCGAUUUGAUUUCGUGAAGGGCUAUGCCCCCAGCGUCACCAAGAUUUACAUGCAACGAACCUCGCCAGAUUUCGCAGUCGGAGAAAAAUGGGACACUCUGUCUCUGGGGCAAGACAGCCAGGACGCUCAUCGUGGUGCUUUGGUGAAUUGGGUGCAAGAGGCAGGCGGUGCUGUGACUGCCUUCGAUUUCACCACCAAAGGGAUUCUUCAAGCUGCUGUAAAGGGAGAGCUAUGGAGGUUGAAGGACUCGAACGGGAAGCCGCCGGGAAUGAUCGGGACGAAACCCGAAAAUGCGGUGACGUUCAUCGAUAAUCAUGACACGGGUUCCACUCAGAAACUGUGGCCAUUCCCUGAAGAUAAAGUCAUGCAGGGAUACGCGUACAUUCUAACUCAUCCUGGAACACCAUCAAUAUUCUACGAUCACUUUGUGGAUUGGGGGCUGAAGGAGGAGAUUGGGACAUUGAGUGGGAUAAGGACGAGGAACGAGAUCAAUGAGAAAAGCAGCGUCAAGAUCUUAGCAGCUGAAGCUGAAAUUUACAUGGCAGAGAUAGAUGAGAAGAUGAUCAUGAAGAUUGGGUCAAAGAUGCAACCUGAAGGUGUCGUUCCGUCUAAUUUCCGACUCGCUGCCUCGGGGCAAGACUAUGCUGUGUGGGAGAAAUCUUGAUAAAGUAGAGGAGUUUUCGUCCAUCGCUUUUAUAUUUCAUUUUUAUUUAUCUCGCCCAUAUCAAUAUAAAAAAAUAAAAGUAUAUAAAUUUUUAAAUAUACUUUUAUAUAUAAAUUUAAAAGUGAUAUUAUAUUAUUUUUUUGUAAAAAAUAAUUUUAAACAUAUUUUUAAAAUAUUAUAUAAAGAAAUUGCACUGUAAUUUAUUAAUAAAAUUAAAUAAAUUUUUUAAAAUAUAUCUUAUUAAAUAAGAGGAAAUAACAUCGUGCAUUGUAUUGUACACAAACUGGCUUGUGUCCUGACAAAAAAAAAAAAAAAAAAGGCCUGUGUCCCCACACAAGCGUGGCCUUCGUUUACUAUAAAAGUAUAUUGAGUAUGUUAUCUUUUAUGCAUUUAAUUCAUUUUCUCUGUCAGAAUCUAUCAGUUUUUAAUAUAUUGUUGGUAAGUUAUAAACAUAUUCAUUUCUCUUUGA
Molecule: messenger RNA, 1760 nt
Organism: Prosopis cineraria
Lineage: Eukaryota; Viridiplantae; Streptophyta; Magnoliopsida; Fabales; Fabaceae
Product: alpha-amylase-like
Exons: 4
Coding region: 32-1291 (419 amino acids)
Biological process (GO): carbohydrate metabolic process
Molecular function (GO): alpha-amylase activity; calcium ion binding
Source: RefSeq, a predicted model, not a curated record